CAACAAUGUGACAACAUCAUUGAACAACAACGUGACAAUAUUAAUAUGCAGCAACGUGACAAUAGCAUUGAGCAGCAACAUGAUAAUAUCAUUGAGCAGCAAUCUAAUACAUUAUUGGAAAUGGAUCCUGUGCCAACUAACGAUAACGUUGAAAUUCCCACUCUAGACAAUGUAG
Messenger RNA from Dentiscutata heterogama, 175 nucleotides. The record is from the annotation of a GenBank genome assembly. Lineage: Eukaryota; Fungi; Glomeromycota; Glomeromycetes; Diversisporales; Gigasporaceae.